CGGAAGUCACAUCAAAAAGUCCUUCCUGCAUCAAGACCGGCAAGAUGGCAGCGGACACGCAGGUUUCAGACACACUGAAGAAAUUUGCCAUAAAAGUGACUACAGCCAGUGUGAAAGAGCGCAAGGAGAUAUUCGGGGAGCUGAAAAAGUGUAUAAAGGGAAAAGAGUUACCAGAGCCUGCCAUCAAAGGGCUGUGCAAGCUCUUUUGUCUCACUCCACACAGAUAUCGGGAUGCUGCGUCGCGCAGAGAGCUCCUGUCUGUCAUUGCCCAACUGGCUGACAGUCAGCCUGACAUCCUGGUGACCAGCCUCCUCCACUCUCUGCUGAACAGUGGCGUCAUCAGCAAAAAUGGAGAGCCCAGUAAAAGCGCAGGCUCUGCUGCCUUCAUCGGCUUGUCUUGGACCUGCCUUUUAGUCCCCAGUGUGUUUUCUGCCCCAGAGAAAAGAGAAGGACCCAUCUGGAAGAAAAUGGUGGAGGUUCAGAGUCUUCUUGUGGCUGAGGUGGUGGGUGGAGCCAAGACCACGGCUCAGAUGUCAAGCCUCAAGAAAUUCAGUCACCUCUUGGAGGAAAACCAUGGACUGGCUGAUCAAUACAUCAGCACACUGUUGAGUCUGGAUCAGAGCCCCACUACUCUGGCCAUUCUCGGGGUGUGCUUAGACUUCUGCACCGCUCAGAAAGACAAAUCUACAAUAGAGAAGCAUAAGAGUGCCCUGUUGGACCUCUACAUAAAAUCAGUCCUUAUGAGCAAGACAAAACCACAGCAGCACAUUUUGGACAAAAGUGGCUCUUUACUGCGCCAUGUGUCCCACUCCGAGUUCAAGGAGCUGCUUCUCCCUACACUGCAGAAGACGAUGCUCCGGAGUCCAGAGAACGCCAUGCAGACCGUUUCCUGCCUGCUGUCCGCUGUAACUCUCGACCUCAGUCAGUAUGCCAUGGAUAUUGGAAAGGCCAUCGCAAGCCAGCUGAAAGCUAAUAAUGCCCAGCUGAUGGAGGAGGCGGUCCAGGCCAUGCAGAACCUGGUCCAGCAAUGCAGUGACCCCUCCGCUGUUCAGGACAUCGUCACGCACCUCUUCAAGAUCCUCGGAGGGUCUGAGGGGAAGCUCACAGUUGUUGCCCAAAAGAUGAGUGUGUUGUCAGGGAUUGCCAGCUGCAGCCAUCAUGCCGUGUCAGGAACCUCCAGUCAGACCCUCAGCUCUGCAGUCACCGUGAUGUUCAUCCCUUAUUUACAACAAGAAGUUCACGAGGGUACAUUGGUGCAUGCAGUGUCUGUGCUGUCCCAGUGGAGCAGUCGCCUCACAGUGGAAGUUCCCACCGCUCUGCUGGAUUGGUUGAAGAAAGCUUUCACCCUCAAGACCUCCACCUCUCUGGUUCGACACGGUUACCUUCAGGCUAUGCUGGGGGCCUUCAGAGGUGACACUCUGACCCAAGCCUCAGCCCUCAUGCCUUUGCUCCUCCAAACAGUGGAGAAGGCUAUGGCACAAAACUCCCAGCAUGCUCUGCUCGCAGAAGGCGUGGCAGCGUCUGUUCUUUUGUGUCGACUGGCACUGCUGGAGACACAGACAGAGGCAAAGUUCUCCAGCUUUUGGAACCUGAUCUUAGAUGAGAAGAAGCCGCUUUUCACCACAGAGAAGUUCCUCUCCCAGGCCAGUGAGGAAACUCUGCUCACAGUGCUGCAGCUCUGCGAAAGGCUUUUCCUGGACCAUGCUCACAGGCUUAACACCAGCAAAUCACAGAUGUAUCAUCAUGCCACAGUUGCGGUUCUGCUGUCUCGGAGCUGGCGUGUGAGGAAACGAGCACAACAGACAAUCAAGAAACUGCUCUCCUCUCUGGGCGGAUCCAGUCUUGCCUAUGGCCUUCUGGGAGAGCUCCGCGUGGUCAUCAACAAACACAAAGUGUUGCCCCAGAACGUCCUGGUAUCAGAAUCUGGAGAGCUGACUGAGCUGGGUCGCAGCUACAUUCCCCCUCGCGUCCUGCUGGAUGCGCUGUGUGUUGUUUGCUCCUCUGCCGGCCAAUGGGGCGACCCCAACGAAGCAGAAAAAUUGGCUAUGGAGAUCCUCAUCGUCAGUCAUCAUCCAUCCAUAGUCGAAGCUCGCUGCGGCCUCUGGCCUGUUCUGCUCUUCUCCAUGAACAUAAAAGCAGAAGAGUUUAUAGAAAAGAAUCUCGAGGCUAUUCUGCCACUUCUACUGGAGGUCAACGCUGACAACCAGGCGGUGAAAAACGCCGUUGGUGCCCUCUCCAGACUCUCGCCCAACAAGCUGUUACCGCGGGUAAUCACUCAUGUCACCGAGGGGCUUUCCCGACCAGCUCUACUCCACGUCACCAGGGAGGAGUACGCCAUCAUGCUGACACCCGAGGGAGAACUGUAUGACAACAGCAUCAUCCAGAGCGCCCAGAAGGAAAGCACCAAGAAAGUCAACAUGAAGAGGGAGAACAAGGCCUACUCCUACAAGGAACAGAUAAUUGAACUGGAGUUACAGGAGGAGCUUAAGAAGAAAAAAGGCAUCAAAGAGGAAUUGCAGCUUACCAGCAAACAGAAGGAAAUGAUGCAAAUCCAGCUGGAAAAGGAGGCAGCUAUUCGCAAAAGACUUCAAGGGCUGGACGUGGAGUUGCAGAGCGUGGUGGGUCUGCUGGAUGCCACUCUGAUAGCGAGACCUCCUCAGAUCACCAGGGAGCUCCCCUCUGUCCUCCAGGUCUUAACACCGCUGAUGCAAUCCCCUCUGGCUGCUCCACGAAUCCAGCAGGUCUUCUUGGACAUCGGAGUGUGCCUCAUGCCCAAACACCUUCACUCUCUAGCUGUGCUGGUGGGACAUGUGACUUUACGGUUGCUGAAGCCAGAGUGUGAUCUGGACGAGGCCUGGGGACAGGAGGACCUGGACACAGCAGCCCACCGCACCAUACUGCUGCUGCACAACCACACUGUUGCACAGAGGGAUGCCAAGACUGGUGACAUGGCUCCGUUGUCUGCUCCUGCUUUCUCCUUCUGCUUCCCCCUCCUCAACGCCAUGCUCAAGGAGUCUUCAGGCAGCACCGAGGAGACUGAGAACUUGAUGAUCAGAGCGUUGCAAGUCGUCACCGAGCACUCCCAGCUUCGGGCUGACACAGACAGUGAUGACAUGGUUAUAGAUGAGAAUGGUCCAGAACUACUGCCGCGUGUCAACAUGCUGCUGCUACUGACAAGAAUUAUUUCCACAGCCACCCCAAGACUCCAGGUGUUGGCGGCUCAGUGCCUGACAGCGCUGUGUGCCAGUGCUGGAGGAGGGGACGGCUGCACUGUGGCAGAGCAGCAGGAGAUAGACGUCCUGCUCAGCGCCCUGCUUUCACCCUGCUUCUCUGUCCGGGACGCCGCCCUCAGGGGAUUGGUGGAGAUGGAGUUUGCCCUGCCCACAGACAGCACAGAGGCCAGUGGGCUGAGUUUGCUGCGCAGGCUUUGGGUUGCCAGGUUUGACGUUGAAGAGGAGGGCCGAGCCUUGGCUUUAAAGUAUGUGUUAUAG
Molecule: messenger RNA, 3491 nt
Organism: Micropterus dolomieu (smallmouth bass)
Lineage: Eukaryota; Metazoa; Chordata; Actinopteri; Centrarchiformes; Centrarchidae
Product: eIF-2-alpha kinase activator GCN1-like
Exons: 28
Coding region: 45-3491 (1148 amino acids)
Biological process (GO): cellular response to amino acid starvation; regulation of translation
Cellular component (GO): cytosol
Molecular function (GO): protein kinase regulator activity
Source: RefSeq, a predicted model, not a curated record